UCUAUUCAUGCAGAUGCAACUCGUGCACAGCUCUCAUCUCGCAGCCAAAACCACUUUACUAUCUCGCAGCCAACCUGUAGCAAAAGCUAAUCAAACUAGCUAUCAAUCAUGAGCUCCGGCGAGCCUGCCGCCGUCAGCAUCCCCAUCCACGACCACCAUGGCAAGGCCCCGGCCACCUCCUCCGCCGUCCCUGCUGCUGCUGCUGCUGCGCCCGCCGCGGCUCCCGCGGUGGCGCCACGCAAGGUCGGCAUCCCGUUCUUCCGGCGCGGCGACCACCACCGCGGCAGCCGGUGCCUCGCGUUCCUCGACUUCAUCCUGCGGAUCGCCGCCUUCGGCCCCGCACUGGCGGCGGCCAUCUCCACCGGCACGUCCGACGAGACGCUCUCCGUCUUCACCGAGUUCUACCAGUUCCGCGCCAGAUUCGAUGACUUCCCGGCCUUCCUGUUCUUCUUGGUGGCGAACGCGAUCGUGGCAGGGUACCUGGUGCUGUCCCUCCCUUUCUCCGCCGUCCUCGUGAUAAGGCCUCAGACCAUCGGCCUCAGGCUUCUCCUGCUCGUCUGCGACAUGAUCAUGGCGGCGAUGCUGACGGCGGCGGCGUCUGCGGCGGCGGCGAUCGUGGACCUGGCGCACAACGGCAACCUGCGGGCGAACUGGGUGGCCAUAUGCAUGCAGUUCCACGGCUUCUGCCAGCGAACCAGCGGAUCCGUCGUUGCCUCCUUCCUCACCGUCGUCAUCCUCAUGUUCCUCGUCAUCUUGGCCGCCUGCUCUAUCCGCAAGCGCUAGCUUAAUCAUCUUGCUAGCUAAUUAAAAAAGAUUGUGCUUAAUUAUACAUGCAUAUAAUAUUUACGUUUGAUUUCUAUCUGCAUGCGCGAGCGAGUGCGUUUUUAUUUUCGAAUUGUAAUCCUCUUCUGUACUACAUGCAUUUCUUUACUUGUGAGCAUUGGCAUUGGCGAGUGAUCGAGCAGUAGUGCAUUGUAAAAGUUCACCUGUGCAUCUAUCGUUUCACUUUCUUUCUUUCUUGUAAAAGAUCAACGUUGUGUGAUCAUCGUGCUCUGUAAUCUGAAUUGAACAGCUUGUUUAAAACAAACAUUCUGUUAUCUCUGGUGUCAAA
Molecule: messenger RNA, 1111 nt
Organism: Oryza sativa Japonica Group (Japanese rice)
Lineage: Eukaryota; Viridiplantae; Streptophyta; Magnoliopsida; Poales; Poaceae
Source: RefSeq, a predicted model, not a curated record